AUGUGCUCAUUCAUCAUUCUGGAGAAGUUCUUUGGGUGCCACCAGCCAUCUACAAGAGCAGCUGCAUUAUCGAAUAAAUUCAGUAGUCGACUUUCAGAUGUCGAGUUCUUUCCAUUCGACGAUCAGCGGUGCAGCCUUACAUUUGGUAGUUGGACACUUAUACUGAUACAUCAAUGCAAUUGCAUUCAGUAUAAUCGGGAUGAGGUCAAAUUGGACUUUCUACAUGCGGAUCGAGUCGAUUUCUCUGAGUAUGCAACAUCUUCAAUUUGGGACAUGAUGGAUGCUCCAGCUGUACUUACAGAGGACAGAAGUCGGAUUGAAUUUCAAGUUAGAAUCAGGCGCAAAACAUUGUUUUACACUGUUGUUUUAAUUUUACCCACUGUUUUAAUGGCUUUCUUGAAUGUCACUGUGUUCUAUCUGCCUACUGCUUCAGGUGAAAAGAUGGGUUUGACCAUGAAUGUGCUGCUGUCUAUCGUUGUGUUCCUCCUGCUAGUGUCAAAGAUUUUGCCGCCAACAUCUUCGUCUAUUCCACUAGUUGCCAAGUACCUCCUGCUCACCUUUGUGCUCAACAUCAUCACAAUCCUGGUCACCGUGGUCAUUUGCAACAUCUACUUUCGAUCUCCCAUUACUCAUCGAUUACCGCCAUGGGUGCGAAUUGUCUUUCUCGAUUGGCUGCCUCUCUUGAUGUGCAUGCAGCGUCCUCGAAGAAAGAAUGUAUUGCAUCAGAGAAAGAAGAAACUACUGGAGUCGGUAUCCAGUCACCAGUUGACACCACAGAAUCAUCAUCCACAUUGCAAAGCUGCUGACAAUGCUAGGGAUGGAGCACCACUGAUCCGUAUUAGUCAACCAUCAUGCGAAGAGCUAGCGCCAGAUGCUCAAAGAGCCGUUGAUGCCAUUGAAUUCAUCACUGAGAAUAUGAAAGACGAUGAAACAACGAAACAGUAUCGAGACGACUGGAAAUUCGUGGCAAUGGUAGUGGAUCGCGUGCUGUUAUAUGGUUUCUUUGGAAUCACACUUGGUGGAACAAUAGGUAUUCUCUUCUCAGCUCCAACAGUCUUUGAACGAGUGGACGAGCACAAGCAUUUGCAAAAGUUGAUUCAACUCUACAAGCAGGGUCUUCCUUCUAAUGAUACGUUUAUUAUGCCCCCUUAUUGA
Strongylus vulgaris is the source of this 1155-nucleotide messenger RNA. Lineage: Eukaryota; Metazoa; Nematoda; Chromadorea; Rhabditida; Strongylidae. The record is from the annotation of a GenBank genome assembly.